This is a messenger RNA of Dromiciops gliroides (monito del monte), 1633 nucleotides long. It is a transcript of the gene ANKS4B, whose product is annotated as ankyrin repeat and sterile alpha motif domain containing 4B. Gene Ontology annotation, molecular function: protein binding. NCBI's taxonomy places the organism in Eukaryota, Metazoa, Chordata, Mammalia, Microbiotheria, Microbiotheriidae. Bases 1 to 1251 code for a protein of 416 amino acids. Gene Ontology annotation, biological process: brush border assembly. The transcript has 2 exons. The record is from RefSeq and is a predicted model, not a curated record.
AUGUCAACCCGGUACCACCAGGCCACAACUGAUGGCUACCUGGAAAUUCUGAAAGAGGCUACCAAGAGGGAUCUCAAUCUUUCUGAUGAAGAUGGCAUGACCCCCACACUCCUGGCAGCCUACCAUGGCAACUUGGAAGCCCUGGAGAUCAUCUGUAGCAGGGGGGGGGAUCCUGAUAAAUGUGACAUCUGGGGGAAAACUCCCCUCCAUUGUGCAGCCUCCAAUGGACAUAUCCACUGUGUCUCAUUUUUAAUCAACUUUGGUGCCAAUAUAUUUGCCCUAGACAAUGACCUACAAUCUCCACUGGAUGCUGCUGCCAGCAGAGAGCAGAAUGAAUGUGUUAACUUGCUAGACAAAGCUGCCAGGGACCAGAGCAUCCUGAACCCAAAAAAGGUGGCCAGACAGAAGGAACAGGCCCAAAGAAACGUCAGGAAGCAAAUUAAAGAUUGGGAAAAGCUUCAGGAUAAACAUCAGAAUAGAAUGAAUCGCACAUUCAGCAAGGAGAAGGCUGGGACUCUAACUUCUUCUAAGGGCACUUUUCCCAGAUUAUCUUCUUCAAACUCUUCUGCAUUUGGGACAUUCUCCAAGGGUCUGAUGGAUACCUUCAAGAUAAGGGCUAAGAAGAAUAGGAGCACAGAAGAAGACCAGAUGGGAAAAGGAACAGAGAAAGAGAGCAGGAGAGGGCAGCGAAAUGUGAUGGAAGUAUUCCAGGAAGAUGAGGAAGAGUCAUUCACAAAUGGUUUCAAAGGCAAGAUACAGCUCACUGAAGAUGAGAACAGUGAUGUGCAGCAAGAGUCCAUUUUCAACCGUCCUGGUCUGGGCAAUAUUGUGUUUAAAAGAAAUUCAGUCAUUGAAGAUAUCCCAAACAGCAAGAGAGAGAUAGGUUUUAAUAUAGUUUCUGGAUUACUCCAGAAAGGAGGACCAGGAAGCACUGAUGAGACUAACCCAGAGUCAGAGAUAGAAGAAGGGGAUGAAGAUGAUGUGCCUUGGAAUGAGAAUGAAAUGGAAUGGGAGGAAGAUGAAGCAGAUAUUACCCCCCUUGAAUUGUUCUUGAUGUCUCAGAACCUGAGUGAGUUUAUCCCCAUCCUCAUGAGAGAAAAAAUAGAUCUAGAUGCCCUCUUACUUUGCUCAGAUGAGGAUCUCCAGAGCAUUCAAAUGCAGUUGGGCCCAAGGAAGAAAAUCCUCAGUGCCAUAGGCAGGAGGAAGCAGUUACUACAGCAUCCGGGCCAGAUGACUGACACAAGCCUCUGAUAAAUAAGUAUGUCCAGGAGUAGAAGUCAAGAUUAUGUGGCUUUUAUAAUGUAGGUCUGGAAAAUAUCUUGAUGGCAGGCCACUGCUUCUCUCUCUUUUCUUUCUAUACCUAAAAAAUAAACAAAUAAGACCCCAAAUCCAAAUGGGAACCUGGAAAAUCCCCCCAUUGCCUUCUGGAAUAAUCUUCCUUUAGUUCUUCACGUCCUGAACUCUGGGAAUACUCUUUCCAAAUAAACCACCACUGAGCAUCAUGAAGAGACCAAGGGAACAUGGAAAUGGUUGUCUCAUUUCAUAAGCUACAUUUUGGAUUUGUUUGUUUGUUUGUUUUUGUUUUUGUUUUGUUUUAUUUUGUUUUUGUGGGGCAAUGAGGGUUAAGUGACUU